Molecule: messenger RNA, 810 nt
Organism: Yarrowia lipolytica CLIB122
Lineage: Eukaryota; Fungi; Ascomycota; Dipodascomycetes; Dipodascales
Source: RefSeq, a predicted model, not a curated record
AUGACAAAACCCACAACGCCACUGCACUCUGUUGACUUCUACGACUGGAACGUGCUGACCCAGUUCAAGCUCAGGGGCGACCUGUUCAAGGACCCCGUGCUUAAUCGCGUGGCCUCCUACUUCAACGAGGGCGUCACCUAUCUGCUGAACGGCGGAUAUGUGUACAAGGCGCGGGGCUCGGGCAAGUGGAUGGCACUGCCCAAGACCGCCGCCACAGACGAAGCCUCAAAAACCGCGUCUCCUGACGCCAACCGCGACUACCCCAAGGAGCUGCUGGAACUAAUCAUCUCGGACGCAGACUCGGCCUCUUCGCUGGAAGAGUGCAAGAUUGUGGGCCGCGAUCCGUCCAGCUGGGCACCUGAGCAUCGGGUGCUUCUGGAGCGGGCCACAGAGUCCAAUCCAGACCUCAGCAUCGUGGCCGACUUUCUCGCCAUCGGAGGCACCUACGCCAAAAAGGACAAUUACCUGUUCCGAGUGGACAAUGGCGUGGACCGUAUGGUGGUGCCGCGAGGCGACGUACGCGACCAACUGAUCAGAGAAUGUCUGGAGGGCAUCAGCGAAGGAGAAGAUCCAGUGGAGCGGGUCCAAACUAUGGUGGCUCAGUAUUACGUCAUUCCGGAAUUGGAAACUGACGUGGUCAGGGUCAUGAGUUCUGAGGAGGGGGAGAAGCGGCUGCAACCUACUACAAAAGAGGCUGCUAUUGCACCAAAGACUCCAGUAGUCACUGCUGCUGCUGCUACUUCUACUCCCACCACUCCCUCUGCAUUGUCGUCUCCUGCAUCCGAUGUGUCUGUUGCCCCAUCUCUAUAA